AUGGCUCGACAGUUGACAACAUCAGUUUCCGAUUUACUGCUUACCUGGUCGGUGCUGUAUUUUAUCUACAAUGUGUUCUGGGAGAACGUCUUUGCCAGCCUGGGACUGGGCAUCCAGGGCACUGCUGCCGCUCUGGGAGUGAUCAGAUUUGCCCAGGCACGACCGCAGGGACAGAUUUAUGAAUACCAUCAGAUGACCUCCUGGCUGGCACAGGUGGUUGGAAUUCCCUUGCUGGCUGUCGGUUUUUGCCAUAAAGACAUGCCUAUUUUGAUGAACCUCAACCUAAUGAUCAUGGUAGCCGUGCUGAUUGGCGCCAAUUUCCUAGCACCUGGCAUGAAGCAGUUAGCCAAUGAAAGCUGUGCUGGGUUCGGCUUUCUGACAAUCAUCAUAGUUGCAUUACGCUCUUGGAACGUUUAUGCUCUGUUGGCCACUGCAGCUUAUAUUGCUUCCAGUAAGUUGAUUGGAUCCGAAGGAAAGAUGGGCGUGGUUUACAGACUUGACCUGCUUCACGUGGGCCUUGCUGCUGGCAAUGUUUUGUUUACCUGGGCCUUGAAGAGUCUCUGA
Candidula unifasciata is the source of this 564-nucleotide messenger RNA. Lineage: Eukaryota; Metazoa; Mollusca; Gastropoda; Stylommatophora; Geomitridae. The record is from the annotation of a GenBank genome assembly.